Messenger RNA from Erinaceus europaeus (western European hedgehog), 4395 nucleotides. RefSeq names its product ring finger protein 141 (gene RNF141). The record is from RefSeq and is a predicted model, not a curated record. The transcript has 7 exons. The coding region runs from base 141 to 830 and encodes 229 amino acids. Gene Ontology annotation, molecular function: ubiquitin-protein transferase activity. Gene Ontology annotation, biological process: protein autoubiquitination. Lineage: Eukaryota; Metazoa; Chordata; Mammalia; Eulipotyphla; Erinaceidae.
GGCGUCACUGACGUGCGACGGGCCGCCGCCGCGGGCCGGAUCGGGGCUGACGGGAUGCGCGGCUAGCGGGAACGCGCCGCCCUGAAGCCGGAAACUAUGUGAAGCAACACUUUCUGGACUUGAGAAGACAUCUUUUCAUCAUGGGACAGCAAAUUUCGGAUCAGACACAGUUGGUUAUUAACAAGUUACCAGAAAAAGUAGCAAAACACGUCACGCUGGUUAAAGAGAGUGGCUCCUUAACUUACGAAGAAUUUCUUGGGAGAGUAGCUGAACUUAAUGAUGUAACUGCUAAAGUAGCUUCUGGCCAAGAAAAACAUCUUCUGUUUGAGGUACAACCUGGGUCUGAUUCUUCUGCCUUUUGGAAAGUGGCUGUACGGGUGGUCUGCACCAAGAUCAACAAAAGCAGUGGCAUUGUGGAAGUAUCCCGAAUCAUGAAUCUGUACCAGUUUCUCCAGCUGUAUAGAGAUAUCACGAGUCAGGCAGCAGGAGUUCUGAAGGCACAGAGCUCUGAAGGUGCUGGUGAAGAUCCUUCGUCCGUGACAUCUUGUCAGGCUAGUGUUUGGAUGGGAAGGGUGAAGCAGCUGACUGACGAGGAGGAGUGCUGCAUCUGCAUGGACGGCCGGGCCGACCUUAUCCUGCCUUGCGCCCACAGCUUUUGUCAGAAAUGCAUCGAUAAGUGGAGUGAUCGACACAGGAAUUGCCCUAUUUGCCGCCUGCAGAUGAGUGGGGCUAACGAGUCUUGGGUGGUAUCAGAUGUGCCCACUGAAGACGAUAUGGCCAGUUAUAUUCUGAACAUGGCUGAUGAGGCGGGCCAGCCCCAUAGGCCGUGACCUGGGGGAAGGCGUCCUGCUGCUGCUGUGAGCUCCGAUGGUCAUGAGAAGAAUGAAGGACUGCUGUGGGACACACAGCAGAGGACCAGUUUACCCUCCCCUCUUACUGUUUGCUAUGCUGAUAAUUUAUCGUAUUUCUUUUGAUAAACUUUUCCUGUCUUCCAUUUACGGUAAGCUAAAAUUUCCUACUGUUCUAGACUAUAUUUUCCUAUUAUUUAUCCGUUCUAAUCAUAUACGAACUAAUUGCUCUUGAAUCCUUGGCUGAAGUAUGACGUAACAGCAGUGAUUCCAGAGGCUUCUGAAAACACUAUUUUUCAGAGCACGAGUAUUUUUGAAUCUUGUAGUUAGGUUUAAAAUAAACCUUGAAUGUGAGAAAAUUGUAACUGAUAAAAUUUUUAAAUGGCUUAAAAUGUACAAUACAUCCAAGUGCGUGGUACUACUACUUAGUCUUUCUGCUGGAAUCUGAGGAGUAUGAUGCCCCCUUGUGGUUGACCAUUGCUCCUUUAAUCAUUUUUACUUGAACUGAUCCAGUUAUCUCAUAACUUUAGCAGUGUGUUUUGGAACUACCUAUUUCUUCCUUAAAGCAUUUCUUCUCCUGUGCUGUCGAAUUUGCCCAAGGACUAUAAAGUCGGGCAUAACUUCGGCUUUGAAUUAGGGUCCUGCUGGGGCAUCUUCUUCACUGUUCUGGAAGUCCUGUUCCAGAGCUGGGACAGAGCUGUCCCAGAGCCAAGUAGCUUUUGACUAGUGCUUAUGUAUUUCAGUGUCAGAAGGAUCGCUUUCUCCGACACAGAUUACAACGUGUGCAUCUCCAGGUCCUGGUAAACCAUUCUGCAUUGCUUUAUGGUGCUUCUAUGGUCUUCAGGGAGUCUGCAGUGUCAGAGUCUUCCUAUUUCUGAGACUAAGGGAAGGGAAGUAAGGCAUGCACUCAGCCAUAUGUGCAUGUAUACAGAAAAGAGGGGCUAAUUCUGCUUUCUUACUGUUUUGGAAAUGUUCUUGAAAGAAUGUAGUCAUAAUAGAAUCAUGAUAUCCAAUAGCACUUCAACUAUUUUUUUUUUUUUGGCUUAUUAAGUAAACUUUUUAUUUCCUGUUAAACAUUACCAUUUCAAUAAAAAGUAGGGCCUGACACACCCUUGAAAAAUGAUGCUAACAUAAAAAAUCAUGCAGCAUUCCAUGUAACUUAUCUGAACUAUCAUUGCUAAAGUUACAAGCAUUUUUCCCUAAGUACCAAAGUACACAAUUAAGUUGCUUCUUAUUUAUUGAUGACAAAUUUUUGUAUUCUAGAAUUGUAAUAGAUAUGCAAAUGAAAGCUAACGCAUUACCAGGGAAAAUAUCUGACCAAAGCUAGCUUGAUUCUCCCUCAAAGGUACUGGUAACUAACUGGUUGACAGUUAUGAUGGGAGCAGCUCAGUACCAAGUGUCUGGGUAUUUAUGCAAGCAGAGUGCUGAGCGUUCUCAGCCUCCUGGCAGUGUGCUUGCUGAUUUUCACCUGGAGAAUGUCCCUUCUUCUGAUGGGUACUUUCCACUAGAGACUAAGACUUUAUUCUAUGGUAUACACAUUUUAUUUUAGCAGUAGACUCUUUUUUUUUUUCCCCAAGCAAAAGCUUAGACUUCCUACACACACACACACACACACACACACACACACCCUACCCUACCCUACCCUACCCUACUGUGUGUCACAUUUUGUUAGUAUCAGUUUCUUUACAUAAACUUCAUCUAUCAUAACUAAAUAUAAAAGCAGCCAGUGAAAGCAUGCAUUAAUGCAAUCAUAAUGUCAAGUAUUUCACAAUUUAGUUGCAUAGUUGUGUGGUGGGAGUUGUUUGUAAGGUUUUUUGUUUGCUUGUUUAAGAAAAAAUAUAAUUAAAUUCAAAUUUGCAGAACCUUUAACCUCCUCUAUAAAUUCUUAAUAGUCCAUUGAAUAUAUUUGAAAAUCUUAAGAUAGGGAGUUGGGCGGUAGUGCAUCAGGUUAAGUGCACAUGGUGCAAAGCGCAAGGACUGGAGUAAGGAUGCCGGUUCGAGCCCCCGGCUCCCCACCUGCAGGGGAGUCGCUUCACAGGCGGUGUAGCAGGUCUGCAGGUGUCUGUCUUUCUCUCCUCCUCUCUGUCUUCCCCUUCUCUCUCCAUUUCUCUCUGUCCUAUCCAACUACAACGACAACAAUAAUAACCAUAACAACAGUAAAAAACAAGGGCAACAAAAGGGAAAAUAAAUAUAAAAUAUAUAAAUUUAUGAAAAGAAAAGAAAAUCUUUAGACGACCCUUCUUAGAUUUUUCCCAACUCUGAGAUUUUAAAUUGUAAUUAAGAAUGGCUACUACUUCUGAAAUAAACAAAGUCACUUUAUAGACUUUUGGAUCUUUCCAGGUAAUAUCAGUGUUUUUGUUUUUUGUUUUUUUCCCAAAUCAUUUCCUUGGAGGAAUAACGGUUUACAGGACAGCUGUCGAUGCCCGAGUGCAUGCACUUAGCUCCCUGUGCUGUGUCUGCACUCCGGCCCCACCAGCAGCCUGUCGCCGCCACUGCCCUGUGCCAGGUGCCCAAGGCCCUCUUGCCCCUCGCUCUUGCCCUACCAGCUCCCCUAGCCCAGUCCUUUGCUUGGCUGCAGUACACCUGACCCCGUCCAAAUCUCACGCUGUGUUUCCCUUCUCUUAGCUUGCUCCUUAAAUACCACCUGCCCACCACCCUGAGAGAGGCCAUCCAGCACUGGUCCUCCUUGUAGUAAUGCCAAGGAUUUCAUCCCCUAGACGCCUUUGUCCUUUAAGGGUGUGUUUAACAGCGACGGAUUGUCCAUACCUUUUACUUUCCGGUAUGGCUUCCAAGACAUUUACUGAACUACUGUGAAACAAAAUGUCUUCAUUACCCUCACCAGAUAAAUGAGCACAGAUUUUUUUUUGCUUACUCCAUUAAGCUGGGUGAUAGUUCUUUUGAUACGAUUGUUAGGUAGAUUCCACUGUCAUAACUAAAUAUAAAGUUGUAAAGUUGUUUAACGGAUAAAAUGUAUACUUUUGUGUAUUCUGUACAGCCCUGUCUUUUCUUAAACAUGAAAUACUUCAGUACACUUAGAAAGAUAGGAAAUAUGUGUGCCUUCUAGGAUUCAAGGAAUGGUGUCAUGAACUCUAGGAAUUUAUUGUGUAAGUUAUAACACUUUUCCCUAUCCUAAUUCAAUAACAAAGGGUUUACUUGUAUUAUAAUGCUCUAGGACUUCAGUUUGAAAAAGAAGAUUUGACUAUGUACUGAAUUUAAAUCUUGAGGAUAAUAAUGUCUGUUUUAUUCUUAGGACAAGCUGAUAUAUUGUGCAAUAAAUAAUCUCUAGUGAGCACAUUUUACCUAAUUGAGGAAAUGUUUUCUUACCGUGUAUCUCACCAGUCUUAUGACUAAAUGUUUAUAUUCCUUAGAGGACUGUUUCAUUUUGUGUUCUUGGCAGGGUUGGGACAUUUGUGUGCUGUAUUUUAAGAUUCAUGUCGAAUUGGACUCAUUUUCUUAUGCCUAAUAUGUAUCUAAAAUAAUAAGGCUGAUUGAAAAUAAUUGAAUUUUAACAUAAGAGGUUGGAUUCAUUAAAAGGUUGUUCAAAGAA